CUCUCAAUAAUAAUUAUAAUAAUGAUUGACUUUCUAUACUACGUAGUAGUUUUAGAAUUGUUCAUAGGCAAAUCAAAAUCGAGUAAUCUGGAACGUUUAUCAAAUCCGCCACCAUACAAAUCUUAUUAUGAAUUUCCAAAAAAUUGUCCUGAUCUUAAAUUUUCGGGUUCAACAAUGUCUCAAGAAGAAUUACGCAAAGAAUACUACAAAUGUCAAUCAAAACAUAUAGAUCGAUGGAAAAUAACUACUAGCAAUUAUUAUACGGAAACCAGAGAAUUCUGUUGCUUUGUCAAAACAGUGUUGACUUGCGAAAAACCAAUAUUAACAUUGUGUGAUAAAACUUAUUCACAAUUGAACGAGGACGAUACAGAACGUUUAUUUGGAAAAUCUUGUAAUCAAUUUACCUGUGAUGAAACCGAUACGAAUUUAAUGUCUAAGAUUUUAAAAUGGGUCUUAUUUAUUGGGGGUGGAAUUUUAUCUGCACUAAUGUUAUAUUGUGCUGGGCGUUACGGUUAUGAAAAAGGGAAAGAAUGGUGGGAACUUCGAAACAUGGAUCCAAAUGUUCGUGAAAAAUUAGAAACCACUAGUCCAUUUGUGACAAAACAAACUGAAUUCGAAUUGUAUCAACUGAAAGCUGCUGCUAAUCAUAGUAAAUUAGAAACUGAAAAUAGCAAAUGGAAAUUCUAUAGAAAAUACAAAUUGCAUUUUGAAAAGAUUUUACGAAAUCGAAAAUUGAAACAGCAGGCAAAAAAAAAUAUCGAGCUUGAAAUGAAUACGAAUCCGGAAGUGUUUUGGGAACCAUUAAUAAACAAAAGUACAACCUUAAACAAAAUUACAACAUCUUCGAAAAUUGUUACUCCACCAGAAGCUGAAAAACCGUCGGAAUUGUUAGAAUCGAUUAAGACAGCAGCGUUCACUUUUUACAACUUUUUCGGUGUCGAGGCUGCUGCUGAUUCGCAGGCUGAUGUUGCUGCACUCGAUGGUAAAUUGGACACUGAAAAUAGCAAAUGGAAAUUCUAUAGAAAAUUCAAAUUGCGUUUUGAAAAGAUUUUUUUAAAUCGAAAAUUGAAACAGCAGGCACAAAAUAAUAUCGAACAUGAAAUGAAUACGAAUCCGGAACCAUUAAUAAACGAAAAUACAACUUCAAACAUUGUUACUCCACCAGAAAAACCGUCGCAAUUGUUAGAAUCGCUUAAGACAAAAGUGUCCACUUUUUACAACUUUUUCGGUGCCGAAGCUACUGCUGAUUCACGGGCACUCGGUAAUAACUUGGAGACUCAAAAUAGCAUUAAUAGCAGCAUGUUUUUGGAACCAUUAAUAAACGAAAGUACAACCUUAAGCAAAAUGACAACAUCUUUGAAUAUUGUUACUCCACCAGAAGCUGAAAAACCGUCGCAAUUGUUAGAAUCGAUUAAGACAACAGUGUCCACAUUUUACAACUUUUUCGGUGCCGAAGCUACUGCUGAUGCUGAUGGCAACGCACUAACCUAGGGGAGUUAUUAUCCAAUUGAUGCUAAAUAUUCUUGGUUUAAAUGUUUCUAUUUUAUUCCAACUUGAAAAAAUUCAAAAUUUCUGAACUUCAG
Messenger RNA from Dermatophagoides pteronyssinus (European house dust mite), 1583 nucleotides. RefSeq lists its product as uncharacterized. The record is from RefSeq and is a predicted model, not a curated record. NCBI's taxonomy places the organism in Eukaryota, Metazoa, Arthropoda, Arachnida, Sarcoptiformes, Pyroglyphidae.